Molecule: messenger RNA, 546 nt
Organism: Amyelois transitella
Lineage: Eukaryota; Metazoa; Arthropoda; Insecta; Lepidoptera; Pyralidae
Product: amblin-like
Exons: 5
Coding region: 1-546 (181 amino acids)
Molecular function (GO): serine-type endopeptidase inhibitor activity
Source: RefSeq, a predicted model, not a curated record
AUGUACAUAGAAAGUAUAUUUAUUGUAUUCAUGUUUCAUACGAGGACUAUUUUCAGUCGUUUGUUAGGAGAACCCAAGGAAGAAGCGACAACUGAACCAAUGGAUAUACAAAAGUUGGGUUAUGAGGAAUGGUGUAGGUUUCAGCCAAAUGAGUAUGAUUGUGGUGAGAAAGGGAUCCUACACAGUAACUGGUAUUAUUAUGACAUAAAAUUUGGAGACUGCAAAGUGACCCCCAUAGUCGGAGAUUGCAAUGAAAAUCGAAACGCUUUUGCGUCUUUUAGUCGUUGUAAAGAAGCGUGUAGAGAGGCCGCCUCACAUCCCCUACGAAAUAAUUAUACAGACAAUGUGUCCUGCCGUUUACAGUUUGAUUUUGGGGCAUGUGACGAAUAUCAUCCUAUGUGGUAUUACGAUGUGUCUUCGCGAACUUGCAGAGGGUUCUCUUACAGCGGGUGUGGCGGAAACCGCAAUAGAUUCCUGACCAAUCAGGAUUGCACUACCGCAUGUUUGCCUAACGUCGAAUAUACACCGUAUCGAAUUUUUAAAUAA